UGGCUGCUCGUCACGCGCGGAGGGAGGUGUAGCGCUGCCCGCCGUCACCUGUCUGUGGGGGUGGGAUGUUCACACCACUGGACCUAUCCCCAUGUACAGUAGGAAAACGAAAGUGGUUGAGCGCGCCUCCGGUGAACGCUCCGUGUAGCGAAACAAACAGGAACUAAUUUGGAAAGUGCAGAGGUAGAUUUAUUACCCCUAGUACUUAUUAUUUGCAACUUGAAGAACUGAGUGCAAUAGUUUUCUAUAUCUUGUGACGAAAUAAAGAUGGGCACGGAGGGGAGAUAAGCAGUUGUUUGCCAUGGUGAUUCAACCACUUCAAGUGUGUAACUACCGGAAGUAGAGCACAUUAACAGGCUUAAACAUCAUCUUAAUGAACAAAUCCACAAGGGCCGUGACGAGGAUUCGAACCUUAAUGCUUUGGUCAUGUAGGCCUAUGUCACCAACCAAUGGGAUUCCUUGUUUCUCGAAGAACAGCAGCAGUAAAGGAGUGAAACCGAGCUGUAGACGAGGUGUUGCUCCUUAGUGCAGUGUGCUUCAGGUACCAUGGUCAGCGAUGACUGAACCCCCACAGUGCCAUGGCCAGUGCCAGAAGGUACCCCUACAGUGCCAGACGGCACCCUCACAGUGCCAUGGCUAGUGACGACACUACCCCCACACACAAAGUGAGGGCGCAGCAGUAAUGGCGUCGUUUCUACAGCUGGCUCUGUCCCCCUUCCCGCGCCGUCGCAAGACGGAACGAUCCUCCACCUCGUCCCAGGACACCCUGACGGGCACGCCGCCCCCGUCACCCGCGCCCAAGACCCGGUCAGUGGGCAUCCAGACGCCCGUGCUGCAGCGGCGGGCGGUGGGCGUGGGAGUGGGCGAGGCGCCCUCCACCCCCAGUAGUCUCAGGAGAUUUAAGGAGAAGACCCGCAGUGCCUGGCACUCCUCGCCCCUCUUGAGCCGUCGGCACUCCCAGGACACCGUGAGGGAGGGCAGUGUCACGCCUGUCCUACUCCGGAGGAAGGUAGCCUCGCCUGUCUCUACAGACCCGUCACUCCCGUCACCUGGAAGGUGUGGGUCUCCUACAGGCACGCUCUCCUGCACCUCCGUCAGUAGCCACGACCCUCCGCCCACGCCGCCCUCGUCCACCUCCUCCUACCACUACGACCCCCCGCCCACGCCCGCCCACCACUGCCCCUCCUCCAGCAGCUUAGACAGCGAGGGCGCCCAUGUGGUCCACGUGGGGGCGGCCGGGCUGGCCGUGGGCGGGAUGAGGGCGUGGGAGCGUGAGGUGGUGCUGAGGGAGGGGGCGGGAGGCAGGCGUGAGGGGCUGAGGGAGAGUGUGAGGAUGUCUCAGUGUGUGGUAUGGCACUGUCUGCCCUUCACAAGCAAGAGGAAGGAACAGGAAAAAGAAAACGGGGGACAGGAGUACACGGCGGCCGCCCGGGACCAGCGAGUCAGCUAUAUUGCUGAAGAGGUGCGAGGCGUGAGCAACGUGCAGCUUUGCAAGAGGGACGGCUGCACGCUGGGCCUCAUUGUUGCAGGAGGCGUGGACAAGGGACACCGGGCCCGCGUGGCCAACCUCCGGCCGGGGUCGCCGGCGCAUCGCUCCGACGCCCUCAGUGUUGGCGACUACAUCCUCGCCGUCAACGGGGUUCGAACCCACGCCCUCUCCCACGCCCAGAUAGUCUCACUCCUCAAGAACGCCGGGGACAAGGUCGACCUCGAAGUGGAGUACGAGAUACCAAAUUCACCGGUGCAUGGGAGCGGGAGUGUGGUGGGGAGGACGGCAGGUGUGGUGCUGGAGAAGGAAGAGGGUAGUUUUGGCUUCACUGUGCGGGGCGGCUCCUCCCACGACGGCCCCAAGUCCAGACCCCUGAUCGUGACCCACAUCAGGCCAGGAGGACCUGCGGACAGAGAAGGGACGAUUAAGGCAGGAGACCGCCUGGUGGGCGUCGACGGCCGGGACCUGACGCGAUGCACUUUGACGGAGGCCCAAGAAGCCCUUCGCCGGGUAGAACGCAGCGCCACCCUCACCAUAGAGUAUGAUGUGUCUGUGAUGGAUGGAGUGCGGGGAACGGGCGGACCCUUGCUGGUGGAGAUAGAGCGGGCGAUGGGCACCUCCUUGGGCAUCACUCUCACCCAUGCCCACCCACAACCCAAUGCCAUCGUCAUAGAGACCAUCCGCACAGCCAGCAUUGCUGAGAGAUGUGGUGCACUGGCAGUAAACGACAUUGUGGCUGCAAUAGAUGGGACACGACUCGAUCAGUUGACAGUGGCCGAGGCUGCUCAGCUGCUAAAAACUGCACCUGGAUCACAUGUCACACUGGAGAUCAUACCGGGAUCUGCUGGACAGCCCAGGAUGACGUUUCGCAGAGGAGGUGGCGUAGCAUUUCCACAUUUGUAUGGUGUGGUAGGCAGCAGCAGUGGGUAUGGUAGUGGUGGCGGAGGCGGGUACAUGUCCGGAGCCUCUAGUUACAACACCCUUACCUCACAGCGGCCGCGUUCAGCUGCCGCUAGAAGAGUAAAUAGACGAACUAGACCCAAUGAUAGAGCAGAAACAGGAUCUGUUUCCUCACAUACUACGGGAGGAGGCAGUAUAGGGAAGGUGGGAGUGUGUCACCCCGAGUGUCUCGCAGUGACACUUGUGGUUGAAGGUCGGGGCUAUGGACUCGUGCUUCGUCCACCGCCACACCCUGCUGACCCUGACACAGCCUUACCUGUUGUUGCUGCCAUCGACCCAGGAGGACCUGCUGACAAAUGUAGUAUCAUAAGUGUGGGAGACCGUCUAAUGGGUGUGAAUGGCCGCAGUGUAUCAGGUCUCGGCGUCAGCGAGGUCACCCAGAUGGUAGCCAACUCUCGCCCAACAGUCACCCUGGAUGUUGAAUUUGAUGUUGCCGAUUCUGUUGUGCCUUCAUCUGGCACCUUUGCUGUCAAGUUAGCCAAAAGACAUAACGGCCUUGGUAUUACAUUGACUGCUGGGCGUCGAGCAGGUUCAGGAGAGCCUCUACUAAUUAGUGAGGUGGUUCGAGGUUCACCAGCACAUCGGUCAGGAACCAUGCAACCAGGUGACAGGCUUUUAGCUAUCGAUGACACCCGCUUAGAAAAUCUGACCUUGGAGGAUGCAAAAACCAUUCUUCAGUGUUGUGAUGAAAUUGUCACACUCAGAGUGCAAAAAGAUGAAUUAUAUUCAGAGGAGAGUGGGGGACUAGUGAUCUACACAGUGGAGCUGGUUCGUCAUGGAGGUGCGCUGGGAAUUACCAUUUCUGGCAGCGAGGAGCCCUUUGAUCCAAUUUACAUUGCUGGGCUUGCUCCAGGUGGGUUAGCAGACCGAACUGGAGCUAUUCAUGUGGGUGAUCGCCUUCUGGCCAUCAAUGGUGCAUCAUUGAGAGGAAAACCUCUGAGUGAGGCCAUUCUUAUGCUUCAGAACUCUGGUGAUACUGUCACUCUCAAGAUUUCCCGACCCAGAGAGACUGGGGUUCCUAGUGACGAACUGGGGCGAGAUGAUUGGUUGGGACGAUUUGGGCCAGCCAUACCAUCCGUAGACUCUGCAGUAGAGUCCUGGGACAGCUCGGGAAUGGACCCCCCUCCUCCUGGUUCUACUCCAGCACUGUCAAAGAGAGAUUCUGGCUCAGAUAUUGUCUUCAGAUCAGACUGUGGUAGUACUGUACGACGGAGAGGGGGGCUGGAGUUUAGAGAGGAGAGCACUGGUCCUGGGGACACUGACAGUGUCGAGGCCAACAGAAAAGCUCCUGAAGAGGAAACGAGGGACACUUGGGGAUCUCCUUCUCCCCCACCAUCCAUAGACAGUGGCCAGUCAGAGGAUAAAACGGACUGGGACAAGAUGAUUGCAGACCUCAACCAGAUAAGCGAGAGCUGUGGUCUCCGGGAUCGUCCUCAGUCACCCCCAAUCCUUCUACCUCAUGGACAUGCAGGUACAGCUAUUCAACGCAAGAAGGAAAGUCAAGUAAAUACUAGUGAGGUACCUGUUAGCAGUGCAGGAACUGAUAAUGCUCGUUGUCAGACUUUAUCUGCACGGAGACGUCCUGCAACUAGCGUUGCUAAUAUGGGCAUUGAUGGGGUAGAAGCCAAAGAGGAAGGUAGCUAUUCCAUCAGUAAUGCUGCACUUACAUACUCUGCCACAUAUGCAAGACAAGCUUCACCUCCACCUGGCGGCGGACAGGUGUACCAGGUGACUCUACUGAAGGAUCGCGUGUAUGAAGACUUCGGAUUUAGUGUAUCUGAUGGCCUCUAUGAGAAAGGAGUUUAUGUCAAUAGAAUACGAAAGGGUGGACCAGCUGACAGAUCUAGCAUACUAAAACCAUUUGAUAGAAUUCUGCAGGUAAAUGAUACCAGAACACACGACUUUGACUGCUGCCUCACAGUGCCUCUUAUGGCAGCAGCAGGAGACCGCCUGCUGCUGGUGGUGUCCAGAAAUCCUCUUGUCAAUCCAACGUUGGACUUCUCUUCCGAUAUACACUCUCCUACAUGGCAUGAUAUUGAAGAGGAUGAGGAGGAUGAGGCAGCUGAAGAAAAUGACCUUGGCGAGCAGGAUCUUGAGCCGUACUCUUCACUCACGCCCUCCUUUACACCAAUACCUACAAUCUUAAAGACGCUUUAAGCACUUGUGAAGGUUCAGGAAAAAUAUUAAUUGAACUAGUACAAUUAAAUGCUAUUUAGUAUGCUUUAACACUAAAACAGUUUGAGUUGUUUAUAUUAAUAUUGAGGAAUGUAGGAUUUACUUAAGCAGAGGCCUAAUAUUACUUUAAUAUAAAAAAGUUAUAUAUGAUUUUAUAUUUGGAAUAUAUGUAGCAUUCAUAUUUUUUUUAAUGAUUUGCACUAAAAUCUUAUGGUUUUUAAGUGGUAAUGUGUUAUAGAUCUCUCUAGUUCAUCACUGUUUACAUUCUCACCGAAAUACUUUGUGUUAGAGGAAUAAGAAGUUUGUUCCAGAUACGUAUGUAAAGCAUUAGGACAUUUAAUGUAGGAUUGGAUGAAAACUGAACCUGAUCAGAGAAGUACAGAAUAUCUAAUAUAUAGCAAAAUAUCAACUCUUUCUCCAGUUUUAUGUUAUAUAAUGUAAAUUACAAAAAGUUAUAUACAUAACUUCUUACAAAUGUGAAUGAGACAAAUUUUUGUGAUGACUCCUUCUGUACCUCAGUCUGUUAGUGAAGGAAAUAAUUUGUAUUUGGGGAGGACGUAAGGCAUAUACACUCCCACUGAGCAUAAACAAUAUUGCCGGAACAAAUGUAGACAUCUUCAAAAGAAAACUGGAUAGUUAUCUGCAAGAAGUGCCGGACUAACUGGGCUGUGGUGGAUAUGUGGGCCUGUGUGCCACUCCAAGCAACAGCCUAGUGGACCAAGCUCUCUCAAGUCAAACCUGGCCUAAGGCUGGGCUUGGGGAUUAAAACAAAUCCCAGAACCCUUCGAGGUAUAAUCUAGGUACAUAAUUAACAAAGUAAUGAAGAAGAAUCUCUUGUUACCCGUCUUGUAGAAUAAUAAUGGCAAAAGGAGCCAAUCUAAUGUUCAGCUUAUGUUAAUAUUAUAACGGAACCUGAAUCUUAAUAGCGACACUAAGAGUUACGUGGAAGGAGUGUCGUGCCAAUGCUACGGGUUUGUGUUCACAGCCGUGCUAGGCCAGGCACGGCUUGUGGGUUGGUAUGUGUGCAAUGAGGCCAUCAUUGUUAAUGCUUCAUACUGUUUAACCCUUAAUUUGGCCCCCCCCCCCUCACUUUAUAUGGAGUAGAGAACUGCAUAAUUGGGUGUGUGCUUUAUUCAUUUUCUCUGCACUUAAUAUGCUGUAAGAGGAGUUUGCAUACGAGUGCCUUACACUAUUGUAUAUUUAUGAAUAUAUUUUCUUUUCGUAAUAUAUCAGAAUCUCAAACAAUGUACAUAUUGUAUAUGAUCAUUUUAGUACUGUAACUUUUAAGAAUUUGUUAAUUACUUGCUAGCAUCAUGUGGUUUUGGACUGAUUAAUACAACA
This is a messenger RNA of Procambarus clarkii (red swamp crayfish), 5965 nucleotides long. It is a transcript of the gene Grip, whose product is annotated as Glutamate receptor interacting protein. Gene Ontology annotation, molecular function: protein binding. NCBI's taxonomy places the organism in Eukaryota, Metazoa, Arthropoda, Malacostraca, Decapoda, Cambaridae. Gene Ontology annotation, biological process: neurotransmitter receptor transport, endosome to postsynaptic membrane. The record is from RefSeq and is a predicted model, not a curated record.